UUUUUCCUUUGUGAGAAUUAACACCAGAACAAUGCUGGGGAAAAUGUCAUCUCUCUCUGCUCUAGUUCUGCUUCUGAUUAUACAAGAGGCAUUUGUUGCCCCAGUGACCCAGGAACCAAGUACUGUAACGAGUGCAGCAUCAACUAUUGGGUCAAGCACACAACCCAGCAGUGGAGGAACACCAAGUGCAGAAUCAAGUACUGCAACGAGUGCAGCAUCAACUAUGGAGUCAAGCACAGAACCCAGCAGUGGAGGAACACCAAGUGCAGAAUCAAGUACUGCAACGAGUGCAGCAUCAACUAUGCAGUCAAGCACAGAACCCAGCAGUGGAGGAACACCAAGUGCAGAAUCAAGUACUGCAAUGAGUGCAGCAUCAACUAUGGAGUCUAGCAGUGGAGGAACAUCAAGUGCAGAAUCAAGUACUGUAACGAGUGCAGCAUCAACUAUUGAGUCAAGCAAAGAACCCAGCACUGGAGGAACAACAAGUGCGGAAUCCAGUGGGGAUGCAAGUGCACUAAGUGGAGAAGGGAGUGGAGAAACAAGUGGAGAAGGGAGUGGCGAAGCAAGCGGAGAAGCAAGUGGAGAAGCAAGCGGAGAAGCAAUUGGCGAAGCAAGCGGCGAAUCAAGCGGCGAAUCAAGCGGCGAAGCAAUCGUAGUAUCAAUUGAAGAAACCACAGCAGGAGCGAGUGGAGGGCCAGCUGAGGCGACAAGUACAAAACCAACUGGAGAACCAGUUUUCAGCAUAAAUGGUGCAAGUGGAAAGUCUACUGAAGCACCGCAUGGAGACGCUACCAAAACAACAAGUUCAAAUUCAGGCCCACAACCAGCUACAGAGAAAACAGAAUCGUCCAAAUAAAAAGAGAAGGAAUCCAGUAAGAGAAGUGGCACUGAAGUCUUCCUGAUGACAUUGGCUUGACUGAAGCAGCUUCCCAAUAUAUGGAAAUACCAAGAUUCUGUGUAAUUACGAAAGUAACAAGGCUUAAAGUAAAAUGUCUAGCGUUCAGUGAAAUUUAAAUCAACACUUAAUUUUCCUGUUCCACAUUGUUAUUUAUUAAACUCUAACAUAU
This is a messenger RNA of Anolis sagrei ordinatus, 1067 nucleotides long. RefSeq names its product mucin-21-like. The record is from RefSeq and is a predicted model, not a curated record. Lineage: Eukaryota; Metazoa; Chordata; Lepidosauria; Squamata; Anolidae.